GCCCAGCCCAGCCAUGGAGGAGCCCGAGCCCGCGGGGGCCCCGCAGCCCGGGCUGCGCUCGCUGCUGCCGCCGCGGGAGUUCCUGGGCUCCCGCAAAGGGCAGCUGCUCCUCGCGGAGUCGGUGCUGUCAUUUAUCAUCUUUAUCUGCUAUAUUGCAUCUCUAGCAGCUUCUUUCAUGAUGGCCCCACUCCUAGAGUUUCUGCUGGCACUGUUUCUUUUUUAUGCCUACGCCUCCAAGCUUAAUGAGAAGUUUAAAGGACUCUACUGGCCUUUGACGGAUUUCUUGCGCUGUGUCACUGCUGCCAUUAUUUACUUUGCCAUUUCCAUUGCUGCUGUCUCCAAGUACAGUGAUGGAGCAUCUAAAGCAGCAGGGGUGUUUGGGUUUGUGGCCACCAUCGUGUUUGCCAUUGAUUUCUACAUCACCUUCAAUGACCUGGUCAGCUUCCUCAAGCAGGGCAGCUCCGAUCCCCCCGAGGGGCACAAGUCAGAAGAUGAGAACUCUGACUCUGACUCAGACUGAAGAACCAAACACCAACCAAGCGUGAAGGGAAGAUGAUCAAGCACUUUCCUCUGCUGAAUGCACUGCCAAGUGAAAUAUCUCCCUUAUUGCAGCCUCCGGAUCCUCUUUCCACCUCACUGUUCGUGGAAUCACCAAGGCAUGGACAGGGCAGUGAUGUGGAAAAGGAGACUAUUCCCAAAGCCAUUAGAGACUCUGUCAGAACUAGAGAUUCUGCAGUAGCUCAGCCUUUCACAGAAGAGUGUGUCCAAACACAGCUCAGUUCUCCUUUGCCCCUCCUUCCUCAGCCCUACAAUGUCCUGAGUAAAUGGGAGCAGCAUUUUAAACAUGUAAUCAGAGCUUUUAACCUGCUUUCUUACUUCCAAAUCCUUAACACUUACAGCUCUUGUACUUCUUGACGUGCCAAAGAAGAGAGGUUUGAAUGCCUCUAUUUGUAUUUUUCUUUUUAACUAACAGUAUUUCUUUCUCUGAAGUCUGAGUAUUCCACUCAGAAGCACUGAAGGCCUGGAUAACUUGGUUUCAGUACAUUUAUAUCUGCUGCCUAUCUGUGACCAGAAGUGACAACUGGAAAUCUGCAGCAAGAGCAAACCUCAGUCUGACUGCUGCAGGCAGCUGGCUCAUCAAACAUUCACAAUCACUCUUUUUAAGCUGCUUGGGUGGAGUCACAUCCCAUCUGCUGCCGUUUCACCAAUGACAGAAGGCAGGACAGGGGAGCCAGCCUCUUCCCAGCCCCUUUCCUGCUGGCUGUGUUUGCACAGCCAGGGAAGGCAGCCUUGCCAACCCACCAGGAUCUGCCCAGUGGAGCCUGCAGGUGUCUGUGCACAGGACACCACAGGACAGCACUGCCUGCUCCGUGCUGGGGGCUGCUGCUCCCCCGACACCAGCACUGCACUUGGGCCAUGGCUUUGCAAAACAGGGAACUGGUUCUGCCACACUUGGGAAACCUGAGCCCCAGGAGGGCAGGGCAUCCCCCUUCUGUGAGAAGGCAAAGAAACCAAGCCCCAAACUACAGAAAGUCUGCAAUGAGUUCAUUUUCCCAGACCCCUUUCCUCAGUGGGAAGUGGGGGGGUUGGAUUGGGCUUUUUCCUCUGGAAGGUCAGGAUUUAUUGUGGUGCUGUAAUCCAGGGAAAAAGCCUUCUGAAUUCACAAAGUAUUUUCACAAGUAGCACAGCUUACCUUGAAAUGUUUGUAUCCACCUACAGACACAUGGUGCUUGGGAAGAGCAUGGCAUCUCCUUACAGAUGGCAGCAGACAGCUCUGUGUCAAAGAAAUCUGUAUAUAUUUUUAAAAAAUUAAUAUAGUACCAGAACAGGUGGCCUUUACAAAAACUAAAAUGAGAGCAGGUGGUACUAACGGAGUAAAUGAAAAGCAGGGAUCAAACAAUGACGGCAGAUUUCCUCUGGAAUAAAAUCACCACUUGGAUUCCAGUUCCCUGGCAGCAGCUGGCUGCUGCCAGCAGCACACGGGACCUCACAGGGAGCAGGGGCUUGGGAAGGUGCUGGUCAAAUUGGAGUUGUCCUCAGGCAGCUCCUCCAUCUCCUGUUUCCUGACCACUGAGAAUAAAAGCAAAACAAGUGGUUAAUUCUAAAUGUGACAAAUCACCUCUACUUUUAUAAGAAAGACAUCUCUGGACCUUUUCCUGUAUGAAAUCCUGUGUUUCUUUCUCUUGUUGUCAUAUUUUACUGGCACACACUGUGACAUCAGGGGACCUGGGCUCGUUUUUAUACUCAUUUUGUAUUUCUCUUUUUUUUUAAUUAAAACAAAAUGUACUGCAUGUCACAUCUGGAAACUAGUACAUGGUUAAUAUUUAGAAACCACCCUGGAUUAAACCUCUUUUCAUAGAA
Chiroxiphia lanceolata (lance-tailed manakin) is the source of this 2361-nucleotide messenger RNA. It is a transcript of the gene CMTM3, whose product is annotated as CKLF like MARVEL transmembrane domain containing 3. The record is from RefSeq and is a predicted model, not a curated record. Lineage: Eukaryota; Metazoa; Chordata; Aves; Passeriformes; Pipridae. Gene Ontology annotation, cellular component: membrane. The coding region runs from base 14 to 520 and encodes 168 amino acids. The transcript has 5 exons.